Messenger RNA from Rhinolophus ferrumequinum (greater horseshoe bat), 957 nucleotides. Its product is annotated as dimethylaniline monooxygenase [N-oxide-forming] 5-like. The transcript has 5 exons. The record is from RefSeq and is a predicted model, not a curated record. Gene Ontology annotation, molecular function: N,N-dimethylaniline monooxygenase activity; flavin adenine dinucleotide binding; NADP binding. NCBI's taxonomy places the organism in Eukaryota, Metazoa, Chordata, Mammalia, Chiroptera, Rhinolophidae. The coding region runs from base 1 to 834 and encodes 277 amino acids.
AUGGCCAGGAAGCGGGUCGCUGUGGUUGGAGCUGGGAUCAGUGGGCUGGGGGCCAUUAAGUGCUGCUUAGAGGAAGACUUGGAACCCACAUGCUUUGAAAGAAAUGACGACAUUGGAGGUCUCUGGAAGUUUCAGAAAAAUAUUUCAGAGAAAAUGCCCAGUAUCUAUAAGUCUGUGACCCUAAACACCUCCAAAGAGAUGAUGUCCUUCAGUGACUUCCCCUUCCCCGACCAUUUCCCCAACUAUAUGCACAACUCCAAACUCAUGGACUACUUCAGGAUGUACGUCAGACACUUUGACCUCCUGAAGUACAUUCGUUUCCAGACCAACGUACAAAGUGUGAGGAAACGUCCAGAUUUUUCUUUCAGUGGACAGUGGGAUGUUGUUGUGGAGUCAGAUGACAAGCAGGAGACUCUGGUAUUUGAUGGGAUCUUGGUCUGCAGUGGACAUCAUACAGACCCCUACUUACCACUUCAAUCCUUCCCGGGCAUUGAGAAGUUUGAAGGCUGCUACUUCCACAGUCGGGAGUAUAAAAGUCCUGAGAACUUUGUAGGAAAGACGAUCAUCGUGGUUGGCAUUGGGAACUCCGCAGUGGACAUUGCAGUGGAGCUGAGUCAUGUAGCAAAGCAGGUAUUUCUCAGUACUAGACGAGGAGCAUGGAUUUUACACCGUGUGUGGGAUCAUGGGUAUCCCAGUGAUAUUUCACUCUUCACUCGGUUCAAUAAUUUCCUCCAGAAAAUAGUAACAACAGAAAUGGUCAAUAACUACCUCGAGAAGACAAUGACCUCCAGAUUCAAUCAUGCACACUAUGGCCUACAGCCUCAGCACAGGUAAUAAUCAAGGAGUCUGAAUUUGUGACAUUAUGUGGACGUGUAAAAAGGAAUUUGCCAUAAAAGCAAUUCAACUUCUGGAAAUUAACAUUUAUUUUGGCCACUUAACUUCACACAUUAAUUCAUA